Molecule: messenger RNA, 2733 nt
Organism: Exophiala spinifera
Lineage: Eukaryota; Fungi; Ascomycota; Eurotiomycetes; Chaetothyriales; Herpotrichiellaceae
Exons: 4
Coding region: 1-2733 (910 amino acids)
Source: RefSeq, a predicted model, not a curated record
AUGCCACGAGGCCAGCGUGCCGUGUAUAGUGCAAACCGACCCCAGGUACGCAUCCUCGUACCCCUGUCGAGAACCUUGUCGAUGAUUGCUGACACAAUCCGAUCUCGCUUGGAUGACGACGAUGACGACGCCUCGUCGCCGCCCCUUGACAUGUCUCCUCCCGGCCCCAGUCAACCACAUGGCAGCAAUUCUACCUUGGCCGGUCCGCCCAGAGGACCUGGGAGUAUGACAAUCAACGUACCCCUACCGGGAAACAGUAUAAGUGUUGGCAACAGCGACGAUAGCGGCAAUACUAUCAUGGCCAGCCCAUCUGGGGAACGUGGGAAUAUGACAAUCAACGUACCCCUACCGGGAAACAGCAUAAGCGUUGGCGACGGCGACACCACCUUCAACGACGGCAGUGAUCCACCCGCCAAUCGCCGUACAAGAUCGCCCACACCGGCCCACACGACGAAUUCAUCCUCAAGCCAAACAGAUUCCCCAGUGGACGGCCCUCGCUCUUCAGGACCUUGCAACGUGUCGACUAGAAUGUCCUCAUCCUCAGACGAGAUCAUCAUAGACAACAACUUCGACAGUGCUGAUACCGUCCACCAGCAUAUUGGCCCGUUUGGGGUAUGUACAGCGGUGACAGCGUCAAGCACAGCCGAUGACUCCACUACCCAGAGAAUGAUGAAUGAGUGGGUGAGUGCUCUGAGGAAGAUGACAAGCAGUUGCAGUGGCCCUUCUACAGCCGAUGCUGGAGGCGACAACACGAACAACACCACGAGCAACACGAUCACCAACACCAUGAUCGUCAACAGCUCUCCAGCACAUUCCACGAGCAACACCAUGAUCCAAGCUAUGGGCAGCUCUGAGGGCGGCAACAACACAACGAUCGUUACCAACUCUUCAGGGCAGUCCGAGGAAGACAACUCAGCGGCCUUCCCGUCAGUCUCGGCCUAUCGCCGUAUCCUGGGGUUGGUAGACAAAUACACCGUCCGUCACUUCAGUAGGCAAAUACAGAUCCCGUCCACGCUUUGCAACAUUCUCACCAAGAGCAUAGGUUAUCACACUACGUGCACGUUGGAAGAGCCUCAUCUCCUGACCAGCAGCGGGCGGAUCGUUGCUCAAGGCCUCAAACCCCACACAAAGCUCCAUCCUCUGCAUGCAUUGACCAUCAGAUACGUCCACACUAUGGUCAAUAACGCCGCCACCGUGCUCGGCCAGCACGUAGCCAUCCUGGAUGUGGAACGAUUGCAUGGGUUUGUGCGUCAUCUGUUUCCAUCUCAGGACUUGGACGAAAUUCUUACGUUCUUCGAGAAUUUCGACAACAAACUGCCGCCAGACAACCUGGCACUGCUCUUUGCGACGCUCACUGUGGGCACUUUGCACAAGAGCAGUUUCACGGAGGGCACUUUCGAGCUCGCCACCACGUUCUUCGAGCAGUCUACUCAGUACACUAACGACUACACAGGACCGCCCACGUUCGACACAGUUCUCACAUUGUUUUUCCACCACAUCUAUCUCUUACAUGUUGGGGCGACGGAUCGGGUUAGAGCAGUCAUUAACCGAGCCAUCCAGGUCGCUCAUGAUCUGGACUUCAACGGAAAAUGCCCCGAAACGCCAAACAUCGGAAGACUCAACGAGGUGCAUGUGUACUUGCUCCUGUGCAAUGUGGACCUAUAUUGUGCCAUGUGCUUCACGACCACCCUGCGCAUCAGCAAGAAGGAAUAUCCGUCACAUCUGUUCGAGCCUCUCCUCGAGUCGCGUCCUAGCUUACGAACGGUCGUUGAUCUGAUUAUGAGAAAUGGCAGCGUCGUUGAGAACCUUGACAUCAUCCAGAGCUAUGACCGCAAAGCCGAGAUGCAUCGACUCGAGACCAGCAUCGGCAGAGUUUUCGCAAAUGCCGGACCGGUAAAACGUCCGGUCACCCCAGAGGCGGCAGUGGAUGCAAUGGCUCGCGGCCACUUUUCCUGGGUUCGGCUCUGCCUUGCAGCGUCCUUUCUCCCCUCGGAAAGUCGGUGGGUGCAGUCGAUCAAUACGUGCGUACGUUCGGCGCAAAUGAUCCUCGAGACAUACUUUACCUUCGUCGAACCAGUAGUGACCGCCACAGUCCUCCAUUUCCAACAAUCAGAUCCGCCUCCCGAAGGGCCGGUAACGCUGGCAGCUUUGUCAUCAGUGCCAAGUUCGUCAGUGAUGCCCUCGACAUGGCGCCAGGUCCAACGAAUCGUCACCUCGUCUCUGGUCAUGUUCUACGCCUAUUGGCAUGGGGAGUGCUCCGAGGCAGAAGUCACUCGUUUCACGGCCAUGGCGCUCCUAUUGCUUGAGCGGCACGAGGCGCGGUGGGAAGAGGCCCUGGAUGGCGCUCGCGGGUUGAUUCAAGAUCUCACCGUCCUCUGCGACAUCCAUGUUGAGCGCGUCGUGCAGACUCUGUUUCCGAGUGCGAACACCAAUGGGGGUUGUAUGCUGCUUGCAACCAUGUUUCGACGGUCAGUCCGAGAACAGCCGCUCAAGUCAUGGAGAACCGAGGCCGCCAGAGACGAGGCAAUGGUCGCUGUCGAUGUCGCUGCCGCCAACCACAACUCUUGCACACUAGUCAUCUGUCCCCGGGCGUCUCGCAUGCCCUGGCAACCAUCUCAGUGGAAAGUCCAACCCGAUGACCGAGGGUUCUUGGCUGCCAUCUUCACCUCGUCGACAGAUCUGGGCUUGGUCGGCGCCAUGCCCAUGUACCGGAUUCGGGAUUUCUGGAUGUGA